AUGGGGAAGCGCGGCCGCUGCUCCGCAGCCACCGUGGGCCCGGACUUCGGCUCCGGGGCGCUCAGUCGGCUGCUCGUGCUGCUACUCCUAGCUGCGCUCUUGGUAACCCGGGCGGACGCGGCGCGAGUGCGCUCGGUGCUCUACUCCCCCAGUGACUCCCUGAUGCUCCUGGGGCAGAACACCUUGCGUCCGACUGUCCUGGGCUCCCCCAGCUCCUGGGUAGUAGAAUUCUUCGCCUCCUGGUGCGGACACUGUAUCGCCUUCGCCCCCAAAUGGAAAGCGUUGGCCAAUGAAGUCAAAGACUGGACACCUGUACUGAAUGUAGCAGCCUUGGACUGUGCAGAUGAAGCGAAUUCAGAAAUCUGCCGAGACUUUGGGAUCACUGCCUAUCCCACCGUAAAGUUUUUUAAAGCCUACUCAAAUAACUCUUCUACUGGAAAAGAGAUGUCAGUAUUUGGGAAAAGCGUUGAAGAUCUUCAACAGAUGCUCAUUGAUGGCCUGGAGUCACAUCGUGGUGGACGGUGGCCCCCAUCUUGUCCCCCAUUGGCACCAAUCAGGUCGGAGGAGAUUAUUUAUUUCUUCUCGAGAAACCCCGAUGACUACCUGGCUCUGAUCUUUGAGAAGAAAGACUCCUAUGUGGGCAGGGAGGUGGAACUGGACCUGUCUCAGUACCACGGCAUCAAAGUGCGCAGGGUCUUGGAUGAACAGGAGGAAAUAGUAAAGAAAUUUGAUGUCACCGUCUUCCCUUCUUGCUACCUGCUGACCAGAAAUGGCUCCAGAUCCAGGGUCCCCGUGCUUAUAGAAUCCAGAUCUCUUUAUUCCACUUACCUCCAGAGGUUACCUGGCGUGGUCAAAAGGACUUUUAGCCCAACAGUCAAGCCAACCACCAGAGAUCAGGGAACGCCUCCCAUUAGGAAAUUUGCAGACAGUUCCAAGAUAUAUAUGUCUGAUCUGGAGUCCUCGCUCCACUACAUCCUGCGGGUAGAGGUGGGGAAGUUCAAAGUCCUGGAGGGACAGCGUCUGACAGCUCUGAAAAACUUUAUGUCAGUUCUGGCCAAGUACUAUCCUGGCCAGCCCCUGGUCCGGAAUUUCCUUCAUUCCAUGGAUGUGUGGUUACAAUGGCAACAGAGGAAGAGUAUACCCUACAGCUCCUUGGAAGCAGCCCUGAACAACAGGAGAGAGGGUGCUGUUUUGCCCAAGAAAUUGACCUGGGUGGGCUGUCAGGGAAGUGAGCCUCAUUUCCGUGGAUUUCCUUGUUCUCUCUGGAUCCUUUUCCACUCACUGACGGUUCAGGCAGCUCAGCGCAAUGAGUACCUUCAGCAGAAAGGAGACCCUCAGGAAAUCCUCCAAGCCAUCCGAGGCUACGUGAAAUACUUCUUUGGCUGUCGCGAUUGUGCUAACCACUUUGAGCAAAUGGCGGCUGCCUCCAUGGACAAAGUGAAGAGCAUGGAUGAUGCCAUUCUCUGGUUCUGGAAUCGUCACAACCGAGUCAAUGCUCGACUAGCAGGUACAGCCAGUGAGGACCCUCGAUUUCCCAAGAUCCAGUGGCCACCAAGGGAUCUAUGUAACUCAUGCCACAAUGAAGUUGAAGGGGACCCUGUGUGGAAUCUAGGUGCCAUCCUUGCAUUUUUAAAGUCCCACUUUUCUGCCCGAAAUAUUGUCUAUAACCACAGCCUGUCUGUGGAAGCCUUGGGAAGAUGGUACCGAGAAUUGGACAAUUCUACUUCCUUUCCUCCUGUCGAGGAACCAAACCCCACAGAGCUAUUUGAAGAGAAACCAAGGGAUGGUUUUGAAGAAGAUUUGAGAAAAGAGGAAGGACAUCCAAAUGAGGAGACUCCAGGUAAUUUGGCAAUCCAGAUUAGGGGGAGUGAAGUUACCUUAAAAGAGAGCGAUGGCUUGAUAACGGGGAAUGAAUUCUUACCAACAGAGUGGCCAGAAUACUACCGUAGCUUGGAGUUAAGUGUUGGGAAGAUGAAGACUAAGGAACUCCAGGAAAAACAGGCAGUACCAGACCUGGAUGCCCAUGAGGAUGAUGAAGUUGAAAUCCUGAAUGUUGAAACCGAGUCCCCAAUUUCAGAUCACAAAGACAAGUCUCUACUCUUGGAUGAUGGAGCCAAGUUCCUGGACCUGGAUGAUGGAACUGAAUCCCUGAUUCUAGAAGAUGGAGUCCAUGAGCUAUUUCCCAGACCAAAGGUUUCUCGGAAACUGAGCAAGCGGGACACACUGUCCCUGCAGCUGGAAGAAGGUGCAGAAGGAGUCCUACAGAAGCACCCUGGUGGCAGCUUCCAGUACCUGGCCAGUUUCAACCAGAAGAAGAGUCAUCGAAGUCUGGUGGCAAGAUAAAAGUCAGAAAACGACUGACGAUGGCCCAAGACGCAGUGGAUGACCUUGGUGUCUUCAAUACCUGACCAAGAUCUAAGCACUCCACAAAGUCUGCUUCAGCCACCUUCAUGACCAUGGAAGAAAUUGUUCUCAUCUGCCCUCUCCACAGGGGAGAAGUCUUCAGUUGCUUGGGAUGGACAUCCUCCUAACUCCCAAUGGACUUGUGGCCCAUUGGGUACCCUCAAUAUAGUACAAUACAUAGUAGUAAAUGAUCAUAGUAAUUUAGUGUUUGACAAACCCAAGGACAAAAAUUCACUAUUUGAUGAA
Messenger RNA from Gracilinanus agilis (Agile Gracile Mouse Opossum), 2649 nucleotides. It is a transcript of the gene QSOX1, whose product is annotated as quiescin sulfhydryl oxidase 1. Gene Ontology annotation, cellular component: Golgi membrane. Lineage: Eukaryota; Metazoa; Chordata; Mammalia; Didelphimorphia; Didelphidae. The record is from RefSeq and is a predicted model, not a curated record. Gene Ontology annotation, molecular function: flavin-dependent sulfhydryl oxidase activity; protein disulfide isomerase activity. The transcript has 13 exons. Gene Ontology annotation, biological process: protein folding. The coding region runs from base 1 to 2343 and encodes 780 amino acids.